UCUAGUUCUUGAAGAAACCAUGACCAUGGACAAACUGAUUGUGUUAGCCGCCUGCAUUGCCGCAGCCAGCGCACUUGGAUCCUGGAAAAGUGGAUUGAGCGUGCGUUUUGGGGUUGGCCUCUUCGGAUGGGGUUCUUCCUACUUCAUUCAUGUCCCCCAGACUGUGGCUGAUGCCAAGAACUCCCGCUGGUUGGAAACCCCAAGACCCGAUGGCCCCCUGAGCAGUUUGAUUAUGAUGUGUCCUUCCCAGAACGAUGUGGUCCUCUGUGCCCUCUAUGAUGACAAUGGUGAUGUGGCUGGUCUCCAGAUUGCUCUGCCCACUGAUAGUUACACCGGCGCUGUCUUGGACUGGGCUACCCAAGGCUACACGUACUGGACUGCACCGGCAAACUCUAAUGGACAAGUUAGGAAUUACUGGACCUUGCAGCAAUACUUCGUUUCUGAAGCCACAUUGAAGAAGAGCAAGGAGGAGCGCCGCGCCUCCCGCGUGGCAGGCCGCGUACUGCAGGAGAAUGCUGUGUGGGUCACCGGCUUCAACGGAGACCUGAUGAGGAUCUCCGGCAACGCCAACGAGGUCACCGACACCGCCACCACCCAUUUCACCAAACAAGCUUGCAUUAUUCUCAUGGGUCGCCACUACUACUACAACAUGACAACCGCCACCCAGUGCAGGUCUGACACCCUCCUGCCGUGGUUCCCACUGCUGGACGUGGGCACUGAUCAGCUGAUCGGCAUGGGUUUCACGUCGUUUGGCCAGCUGCCCGCUAACGCCCUCGUCAAGGACUACUUCGAAAGGCCUAACGUGAGCAAUGUUAAGUUGAUAGUCCCCGACGGCCCCGAAUGCCUCUUCGAACUGGCGGACAGCCCUGGCCUGACCACCAUGCACAUCUACUACGUGGACUCACCCUGGCUCAUCAACUGCAUCAACAACUAAGCUGAAGAACUCUACCUCUACACAUGGAAUGUAAAUAGUUAAUAAAUUCUGCAGUCAA
Molecule: messenger RNA, 992 nt
Organism: Ostrinia furnacalis (Asian corn borer)
Lineage: Eukaryota; Metazoa; Arthropoda; Insecta; Lepidoptera; Crambidae
Exons: 7
Coding region: 20-934 (304 amino acids)
Source: RefSeq, a predicted model, not a curated record